Messenger RNA from Periconia digitata, 4107 nucleotides. The record is from the annotation of a GenBank genome assembly. NCBI's taxonomy places the organism in Eukaryota, Fungi, Ascomycota, Dothideomycetes, Pleosporales, Periconiaceae.
CAACUCCUCGCCAGCAUCUGCUCGCGCCGUGAGGGAAAUUAUUUCGGUGUCGCUCGAUCCUGCACGUUUGCCUGGACCGCACCUCUCGUGCCCUUCCGCCACCGUGGCGCCGAAUUAAUUGCGCGUGCCAUCCACUCGCCCACUUCCGCCUCUCUCCCAACACGACCCAACGCGACCGCAAGCCCUCCAACAUCACGGCUACAGCCACGGAAGCGUUUCAAACACCCACGGAGAAUACAACACGUUUACGGCAUACACAAUACUCUCGAGCAAUUCAUUUUUCGGCCAUCACAACGCGCUACGGACGCCCGCACGACGCGCUCUAGGGCACGAAGCCCUCAUGCAGACACCCCUGGGGUGCUUUCACUCGUGAAACCCCGUCAUCUAUAUGGUCUAGUGGAUAUAGAUCGUGAACCUGGCUUAUUUUGUCUCUAAGAUAGCCUCGGCCAUGUCCCUCGCGAUGGCGGAGCCUGGUAGGCUCAUGGGCCAGAGCGCAGGCAAUAUGGACCCAGAGGACAUUGACGCCGAUGGAGAGUACGAAGAGGAUGAUACCUACUAUGAUCAGAAUGUUACGGCAGCAGAUACACAAGAAGACGGCGCCCGUGACACGGAUGCGGAAGGCUCCGAUGUAGACGCCGAGGGUGAAGAGGUGGAUGAAGAGGACGACAGCGAGCCUGUGGGUGCGGUCAAGAUCGCUGCGCCUGAUGAUGCAGUGUACGAGGAGGAAGAGGACGAGCCGUACGGAAAUGCACGCGGAGACUCGUCUUCGGAUGCCAAGAUUAGUGACAGCGAGCAUGACACGUCCGAAUCCGAUGCCGACAACCAGUGGGAAGUGCAAAGCGGAGAUGGCGAAGAGCCAGAGACCGAAAAGUUUGAGCCCAGUGUUUGCGUGUAUUGCAACGGCGACGAAGAUAACGACCCGAAUGAGGAAUUCGAGGAGGUGUUGUCGUGUAAAGCAUGCGGGGACAUGGCACAUCGGCAAUGCGCGCGAGACGCUAAUACUCUUAGUCUCGAUGAUGAUGCCCCUAAUUGGCGAUGCACGGUUUGUAUGCAGAACGACCUACAUGGGAAUGAAGGCAGCCCAGAAUCAGAAUCCCGCCGUAGAGAAUCACUCUCAUCGGUGCCCAAGUUGACGAGGGAUCUCUUGCCCUCGCACCGAGGCAAAGACCCGGGCGGUCAUUCUAUUUUCACGGAACUUAUUCUCCCUGAUGAUUCAAUAGAUGGCUCUCGUUCGCUCAGAAAACGAAAAGCUUCACUUGAAGAGGAAGUACAUCCCGUUGGAAAACAGCCAAGAAAACGACGUAGGUCUUCCGAAUUAUCCAGACCGGAAACAGCUGCCUCGAUAGCCCGAUCAACAUCCCACGCCCAAGAGAGGAGUGCAGUCACGGAUGGAGAGGAUAGCGAUGGUGCACAUAACAGUGCGUCGGAGAACGGGUCUUCACGGCUACGCUCAUCGCGUCCCCGUCGCACAAAACAACAGCAAAAGAAAGAUAAGCGACCUAUGGUGUCAAUAGAGGAGGGCGAGGGACUUAGUCUCAUCGCCGUUUUUCAUCUGAACAACGAAAAGGUUCAGAGGAUAGUCACUUCUAAACCCAAGAAAAAGAUACUUACCCUCGAUGAGGAACGUCGCGAGCGACGUCGUGAAAAAGAUAGGGAGCGGCGCGAGCGCAAUAGAGGUGCAGCCCAAGCUGCGCGAGAAGUGGCAGAGGAGUCCCAUUAUCCCGCUGUCACUAUAAACUACACUGCGCCAUUUCAUGGAUUUGCUGACAAGGAAAUGGACGAAAGCAAAAGCAAGCCUUAUGGCGGCAUUUUGUCGGAAGCCGAUGCCGACACUUCAAAGACUUAUCCCACCCAAGCUGAUAGAAAACGAUUUGAAGACGCCCGCCAACGAGCAGAGCAGGACUGGAAACAAAAACAAGCUGCACUCUAUGCCCACGAGGAACCUGUACGUCGCACAAAAGAGACUGGACCGCCGAGCAAGAUCAAAUGUAUCAACUUCGGUGGGUGGGAAAUCGAUACAUGGCAUGCAGCGCCAUAUCCUGAGGAGUACAGCAAAAACAAGGUGCUUUACAUUUGCGAGUUCUGUCUCAAGUACAUGAACUCGGACUAUGUAGCAUGGCGGCACAAGCUUAAAUGUCCUGCGAAACACCCACCUGGCGACGAAAUCUAUCGCGACGGCAAAUACUCAUUCUUUGAGGUUGAUGGUCGCAAAAACCCCGUCUACUGUCAAAAUCUUUGUCUUCUGGCGAAACUCUUCUUGGGCUCCAAGACACUCUACUACGAUGUGGAACCUUUCCUAUUCUACGUAAUGACAGAAAACGAUAAUUUCGGAUGUCAUUUUGUUGGAUACUUCUCCAAAGAAAAGCGGCCAAGCUCUCUCAACAAUGUGUCUUGUAUUUUGGUUCUUCCAAUCCACAUGCGCAAAGGCUAUGGUCAGUAUCUGAUCGAAUUCUCCUACCUACUUACCAGGGUAGAGCAGAAGACAGGAAGUCCAGAAAAACCUCUCAGCGACAUGGGUUUGGUAAGUUACAGAAAAUACUGGCGUCUCAUUAUAUGCGAAGAGCUUCUCAGUCAAAAAUCUCCUAUCAGUAUUGCAGCCAUUUCCGAGCGGACCGGGAUGACGCCCGACGACAUCGUCUCUGCGCUCGAGGGUCUACGCGCACUGGUGCGAGAUCCGGUCACAAGCAAGUACGCCCUCCGCUUAGACUACUCGUACUUCAAACAGUACCUCGAGAAGGCCAACAAUAGCGACAACCCGAAGAUAAAACCGCAAUGUCUUGUCUGGACUCCGUACGUUAUGGGUCGUCUCGGGCAAUACGAAGAUGGGCCAGCCCUCCACACUGUCCAGCAGCGCGGCGAAGACACCGAAGAGAAGCCAGAGCCUGAAGAGGGCGUACAGAUCGAACUCGCGGCAAAAGCGAAUGGCACAUCCCAUAAUGGUUCCCUCACAGGCGGUGAUAAUGAUGAAGACGGCCUGGGUAAUGCCGUCACUUCCGCCCUCCCCGCCGAAGAAUCUACCUACGGCGGCGGUUCACCUGCCCCAGGAACCCCCCUCGCGAAUGGCUCUGUAGUCGCCGUCGCCGGUUCUCAUAUCACGACAGCAACCCCCUCAAUUCCUGCCACUCGCUACGAAGUCUUCCCACCCAUCCCGGGCCAACCGCCUCCCAAGCGCCGCCCUGGUCGUCCCUUUGGCUCACGCCGCCGCACUACCAGCACGCCACAUCAACGCAAUCGGUCGCAAAAUCUUUCAAUUGCCACGGCGCCUGUGUCGCGAAUCCGCUUCUCACCGAAUGGAGGGCAGCAGCGAUCGCCCACGUCCAACGGUGGUGCCGUCACUCCCGGCACUAUCAGCCUACGUCGCACGCGGAGUCACCUCAACAAGAGUAUCACCAAUGCUGAUACAGACGAUGUCGAUGAGGGCGGCGAAGUCAAAGCUCUCUCUGCCGGCGGUAGACGAGCGACUCGCAGUACUUCAACUGGGAGCCCGCAUAGACCUCGCGGCAACAAACUCCGCGGCCGUGUCAUCGAGGACGACGAAGAUGAGGAUGAUGAGGAUGCCAACGGAGACAUGGACGACCAUGCUGCAGGGGGUAUAACCGGCGAAGACGAAGCUGAUGCUGCGGACGAGGGACACACGGACGAUGCUGAAGGAGAGGAAGUUGAUGACGAAAUCCCAGGGGUCAUUGUAAAUGGUGCUAGUGGUGCAAUCGCGCUGGGCAACGAUGACGGUAUGGAUAUUGAUGCUGAGGGCGAAGACGACGAUGAUAUCCUUAUGGUGGGAACUUAGACUGUGGGUUUGCUUGCGUUCAGCAUGUGUUGGCCGAACCAGUGUCUCAACGGAGUAGAACUCCAUGUGUGCUUUCUCUACUUCCCCUACUUUGUUUUUCCUUCUUCUUCACACUUGUCGGUUCUAUAGGUUGUGUGUGGGCAUAUGUUAGGCAAACCUCCCCCUUUUGCGGUAUCAUCAUUCAUCGGGUUUUAGUCUUGUGUAGUUUAUUAGCCUUUGCUUUCUUCUUGGGGGCUUUCUUCUCCCCUCCUUCCCUGCAAGGGCUUCAGUUGUCAACAUUGAAGAGGUUUUGCUUCUCAUCUUGCAUUAGGAUAACUUCU